Molecule: messenger RNA, 2996 nt
Organism: Salvelinus fontinalis (brook trout)
Lineage: Eukaryota; Metazoa; Chordata; Actinopteri; Salmoniformes; Salmonidae
Exons: 9
Coding region: 108-2567 (819 amino acids)
Molecular function (GO): zinc ion binding; DNA-binding transcription factor activity
Source: RefSeq, a predicted model, not a curated record
UGAACCAAUUAAAUAAUCGCAAACAUUACCGCAUUAGUUUAGCUAGCGACAUUUUUUGAAUGUUUAUAUGACUGUUUAUAUGCAUUGGUAGCAGAUUAUAAACAAAAAUGAGCGACGAAGCUGUCUUUGAAACAAUUGAAGAGGUCAAUAAGCAUAUCUCACACGUCGAAGAGUCAACCUGUGUGAAAUAUAUUUCUUACCGUGUGGACAAGCGAUUCAAUGACCAAGGUUGGAAACCACAGGACCACAAGAACCGGUUAUACUGGGAAUGGAACUACGGCAAGGGUACUCCCUCUAUCCCCUUUGACAGCGUACCCUUCAUGUUCAUCGGACACAAACUGAUGGGAUGCCACAGGGGCCGGGCAAAGUGUGGAUUCAAGAAGAGGCAGGAACUUGAGGAUCAAAGGGAAAAGGAUGGCAAGGAAAAAAGAAACCUGUUGCUGAAAACCAAGAAGGUAGCAUGCCCUGCUGUGUUCACAAUCAGCCGCAUUGUCAAGUUCCCUGGAUUCAAGUUGGAGAAGGACACAUCACGGUUGAGGAGGGUCAUGUCUAUUUCCAUCAAACAAGCUCUCCAGACAGACCCAGCCUCGGUGCAGUGGAAGAUACAGUAUUUCCUCAAAAUACCCAGUGUCACUGACCACAAGGGCCAUCCUAUUGGAAAGGGUGCAGAUCAGAUGGACGACAGGGUCAAAGGUUACAUCCGAGCGUUGGUGCAGCAGGGGGUGAGGAAGGUGAAGGAGGUAAAGAACCAGAUGGUCCAGUACGUGCGGACGGAACUGUUCCGAGACACGACCCCGCCACCGCUGAGGCGCUUCUUCCCCACAGAGAAAACCAUCCAUGCCGUCAUGGCUCAGGUCAUCGCGGAGGAACACUACAGCAAAAUAGACCUGGUCAACCUGCUGACCUUGGCAGAGAAUUGGAAGGCGGAAGCUCCUAGAAUCAACUUCCUGCUUAGGGUUCAAUCAGAGAGCGAGAACCUGUUGCUCUGCUACCAGACAGACUGGCAGCGGCAGCUGCUUCGGCAGUAUGGCAAAGAGGUGUGCUUCCUGGACGCGGCCUAUAAGAGGACGCGCUUCCCCCUGCCACUCUUCUUCCUGUGCGUGCGCACCAAUGUGAGCGUGGCGCCGGUGGGCCUGUUUGUGGUGCAGUCGAGGAGCGCCGAAGCCUUGGGGGAGGCGCUGGGGGUGUUCAGGCAGUGGAACCGGGGCUGGAGCCCAGCCUACAUCCUCACUGAACACUGCCCUGUGGAGAUGAAGGCGGUGGAGGCAGCAUUCACAGGUGCUCAGGCAGUCUUCAGUGAUCACCUGCGGGAGAGGACCUGGACCAAGUGGCUAAGCAACCGGUCGCGAGCCAUCACCAACCAGGAGGGGAUCUUUGAUAUGAUGAAGGCCAUCGCUGGAGCCCUUACCAGAGAGCAACACCAGGGGGCAGUAGAACUACUACAGCAGAGCCCCAUCUGGUUGGAAAAGAGACAACUUUUCAAGAACUGGUUCACUAACAAGUGGCUGUCAGAGGAGAAGAGAUGGGCGAACGCCGUGAGGGUUGAUAUUGUCAACUUUGUGUCUAUGGUGAACGGAGGUCUGGAGAUGCAGAGCGACUUUUUCACACAUAAUAACAUGAAGGUCCAUAAAAAAGACACCCUGAGCCAAAUGCUGCAGUUCCUUGUUGACGACUACUUCCCACAGAUGCACCAAAGGUACACAGACCUCAACAGCCAGUCCUCUGGCGAGUACAGCCUCAACCCCACUGUGCCUCCGUUCCUGUGGCAUCGCCCUUGGAGUGUGGUGGCCCUGGUGAUGGAUAACAUGUCUGCGGCCCUGCAAUACCCCGACAUCGUGGUGGAGCAGGCCAGCGACGCCGCCAACGGCACCUUCCGGGUGAAGAGUCUGGCAGAGACCAGGGCAGCGCGGUCCUACACGGUCAGCUUCGGUUCAGAGUCCACCUGGCCCUCCUGUGAGUGUGAGGUGUGGAGGGACCAGCGCCUGCCCUGUGAACACUUCUGUCACGUUUUCAGGUCUGAGCCUAACUGGACCUGGGAGCACCUGUGUCCCAAAUACAGGGACCACCCUUUGCUCACACUGCAUUCACAGACCUCUCACACCACAACAGAGGAGAUGGAGGAAGCCCUCAAUGGUCUAAUGCAUCUCUCCCCAGCUUCCCCAGUCUCUCUUCAGUGGGAUGGGCCUGAAGAAACAGUGCCACUGGUGCAAACUCCUCAAACUCCACAGUUACAACUGCAUAGCAUACAAACACAGUGGGUGGCCCCACAGGCUUCACAGGGUCUGCGGGAGAGGGAGGAACUGAGGAGGGAGUGUGUGGCCAAACUCAAAUCCAUCAUGGAGAAUGUGAGCGGGAUCAACGACAUUGACCACCUACAGGAGCUCAGGCAGAAACUGGACGUUCUCCAGGCUCAGAGUGAGGCCAUGGUGAUUCAGAAGGACGCUAGCGUCAAAACAGUUUCCACCUCCAAGGGGAAGAGAAAAAGGGCAGGGGUGGAGAUUAUCGUGGCCAUGCCCAAACGCAUCAAAGUACUCUCCCGGGUUGAUGUAGAAAAUGUUCAGAAAUAGCUUUUUUCUAAAGAGGGAAAAUAAAGAAUGUUCAGUAUUAAAAGGCAACUCUGCCACUUUUAAUUUGUGGGUUGUUUUUAUGUAGUAUUUAGUGUUGUCCUACACAAUUUGUAUACUACUUUGUAUUUGAUGUCUAUUGCCUUUUUGUGAUGAGCAAAACUGGAAAUUGCUUGUCUGAUGCCUAAGUAAGAUCGCUGAGAUGACUAAUAAAAUAAAUAGUCAUUUUCAUUUGUCUAUAUAACCCGUAUGUAGUUUCUGACCAUAUGUGAACUCCCUGCUAUAUGUAACUCUGGUUGUCUUCAUCUAACAAAGGUCUCUUUGUUAGGAUGUGGUGACAUUGUAUCCAGUUCUGGGUCAGCUUGAUUUAAGGCACUGCGCAGGUUCACAAAUCUUUCCAUAACAAAUUAAUAAAUCAGUUAUUGCACAGUG